UAUAAAAAAAUCGAAAUAGGGGAGGGGACCACUUCUUAAAAAGCACAGCGAUCGAAUGUCCUUGAUACACACCGCUCUCUUACAAGUUAGAUAUUGGGUUUUGGACAAUGGAGUAAUUUCAGCUUUUGAAUUGGAAAAUGCAGAGUUCAUUUGUUGAGCGUCCUCAAUUUAAACAUCUCUGCAAGAUAGUUUAGAAGAUAUGUUGCUCAAGUCCUCUGUAUACAGUCUUCCACCCCAAUACUGAUCGUAAUUGAUAUCUGUACGGUGUCGAUUCACCUCCAGCCCGCCACCGCGAAGCUUAAAAUCUUGCAGCAGUUCUUAACCCCAAAGUCAGGGCUCCCUGACGUUCGCUAUUUUGGAAACAUGCUGAUUUCUAAAAAUAUUUAAAUGGCGCCGUCUGGCUCAGGGCGGCGGUUCUUUGGAUUGGAAGGGAGAGUGGGUGCGGGUGACAAUUGAACAGUGCUGUUGACUUGUACCAGCGGUCAGUACCCAAUCACUGUCCAGACUUCAUAUCUAUACUGCCCACUCAGGAGAGCUACCAGAGGCUGCCAGGCAGAGGUGCAGCCACAUAGAGGAGGAAAUGUCAGGGGCAAUUCUGGGAUUUCUCGUGCAGCAAGGAACUCUCCUCACUUCCCUUUCCUGCGGGUCCCCUUGGAAUUGUUAUCCCAGUAAGUAAUUUACUUUUGGGAAUGGGGAGAGGGAAAAAUUGGCUAGGCGGGGGGAAGUGGUGGAACUCGGUCUGGAAUGCAUUCACCGGACCAUUGUCUAUGGUGAUAAAGCCGCCUUUGCAUGAAAACCUUAUGACAGCGCUUUGCAUUCUGGUCUCCGUUCAGCUGAACAUCGCCUGAGGGAUCAUUGUGCACUGUUCACUUGCCAGCCUCUUGCCAUCCCCUAAGAGAUUGGUUGUCUGCCUGUGCAUUUAAAUUGCAGGCCCACUUCACAGCCAGACCACCAUGUUCCACCGACUCACCAGCCUUUUCUAUGGGGAAACAGAGGAGGUCUGCACCCAGGGUCCUGAUCCUAGUUUGACUGAAAAGGAGGAUGACGGCUGGCUAAUUGUUGACUUUCCAGAUGAUUGCACUACCCCCUCAAGUGAAGAAGCGGAGGUGAAGGCAAAUGCUGCUGUGCCCAGCUCUUGCCUUUCAGAUGAGUCCCCUCCAUCAGCCUCUUCUUCUCUUGAGUCUCUCUGUCACUGUGGAAGCAGCUCUAGUCCUCCACAGUCUUUACCCUGCACUUUGGAAGAGAGUUGGUUUGUCACCCCUCCCCCCUGUUUUACUGCAGAAGGCCAGGAUGAAGUCCAAGUGGAGAGCAGCCCCUUGGAGAACCUGCUCAUUGAGCACCCGAGCAUGUCUGUCUACGCUGCCGGCAAUACCAAUAUCAGCACACUGGAGGAGGAUACCAGUGAGGAAAUCAACGAUGGAAAUGCAACUCCGACCCGGAUGGAAAGGUGGGCUGCUCCAGCUCCUGCAGCAGCUGUCGGCCGAGCGAGUAUCCUGGAGAAGGCGAGUCAGGUCCGCCGGGUCCAGCGAGCGAAACAACGGGUUGAAAAGCGCCAGCUGAGCCGUAACCGCAUUCAAAGGCAGAACCUCGCGAGGGAGUGCCGCUUCCAUUGGACCAAGCACCACGGCAGCUUUGUGUACCAGCCGUGCCGACGCCAGUACAACUACUAAAACCAAUUCAGGAAAGCAACGAAAUGAGGAGGGGUCAGUUAGACGGCAUUUAACGAUGAGUUGGACAAACUGUGCAUCUUGCCGCACACGUUUUUUUUUAAACUUAGCUGGCCUUCUGGUUCUAAGCGUAGCUUUUUUAAAAUAAAAGUCGUUCCAUGCUCCGACUAGGACACAUCAUUUGGGACCUUUUCUUUUUUGUUUCCUUUCCUGUGUCUUCACGCUUAAGUCACUUUUUUUUAGGAAUCUUUAAAUGAAUUAGAUCCUUUUGCUUUCCUUCCUAUUUAAGCCUCAGUUACAUGUGGUCGGUAGGUCAUUGUGGUGCAGUGCUUGCUUUAGUCACUUUAAUGCAUUUCAGGAAAAUUGUGCCGGUGGAAAAAGUAAAGGAAGUAGCGAACCCACGACCAGGUGAACCUAUUACAGCUUGCAGCAGUCGGCAGGGUGGAUACGAUUGGCCUGGCAUGGUUUGUUUGCAGUCCAGAUCCUAGACCACUAGGAUGUUUAUCGAAACCAAGCGGGUCAACCAUUUUCAGUUUAAAUCAAUGUCACAAACAUCACGGGGAGUGGAGUAAAAUGAAUGCUGCUGUCCUUACCAACCUUUUUUUUUAAUCAGUUUAUAAAGAAUUGUUUGAUCAGGUCACGGGUACUUAGAAUAGCAUCAGCUUUUGAUUUUCUCGCCAGGAAAUUACUUGAGGCUGUAAUAUCCCAAACAGUGACAGUGCAGGUAAGGUUGCGUUUUAUCUGGUGUUUACGAUCCUCACCGGCUAUGCUGCUAAACCCUCUUAAUUUAUUGCUGAAUUGUUCACCCUGGUCGUCAACUCCUCCUGUUGGUCUUGUUGCCAACUCCACUCACUGACUUUGCUCUCAGCCUUGUUGCCAUCAGUAAUGUUGAGUCAAAUCUGGUGGAAGGAUAUAUUUCUUGGCCUGGGUUAGAGUUAGGCUUGACCUUGAAGGUCGAGGUGACCUGACGGUGAGGCUGUGACUUUGUUUUAGGGGGUGCAGUUUUUUUCACUGAAGGGGUUUAAUUUUGACGGUGGAGAGUCUGGAUUAAGUUAAUUUAAUUUGCCAGAAAGAGAGGUAUUAUUGUGUGAUUAUAUUUGAUGCUUCCCUUCCAAGCCUUCUUGCUGCUCUGUCUUGCUGCUUAGAGUAAAAGAUUGCAGACUUAGGUCUGAAACUUUUGGUUGGGUUAAAGUUACAUGAUCAAAAAUAAGAGGGGAGUGUAAUUUACCCCUUUUUUUAAAAAAAGUUCCUCUUUAAUCAAUAUUUGGGAAAGCAUUUCAUCCAUAAGCUCAUUUCCAUAUUCAUAUUUUCAUAAAUUUGAGGUGUGUAUGUGUAUUCCUCCUGUCAGGAAAUGCAGCAGAAUCUUUACCUUACUAAAAGUGAUCCUUUAAUGAAGAAAGAAGGUCAAAAAUAUUAGCUCCCUUUCUUUUAUAAACUUUAAAAAAAAAUAUAAGCCAACUAAUUUCUGAUGUCAGGGUAGGGUAGUGCAGUGCCUCUUUUUUACUGGACCAGUAAUCCACAAAGCGAGAGAGAGUUCAAAUCCAAACAUAACAGAUCAAGAUUUUGAAUUCACUUCUUUAAAAAAUAAAAAACUGUUUCCAGUAAAAAAAUUACCUCAACUGUCAGAUUAUCAUUUUAAAACUCAACUAGUUUACUAAUGUCCUUCUAUGGGAAGGAAACCUGCUAUCCUUACCUGGUAUGGCCUGUGUCAUACGAUGAAUAAUUUCGAAAUAAAUUUGCAUGGCUAUAGGGAUAGGGUGGGGGGAAUGAGACUGACUGGAUUGCUCUUCAGAGAGCUGGCAUGGAAUAGAUGGGCUGAAUGGUGACCUGAGCUGUUAUGACUUCAUAUAUGACUCCAGUUUCACACUGAGACUCUUAACUGCCAUCUGAAGUGACCCAACAAAGCCAGGCUCAAAGUGAAAUUCCAAUUUGAAACCUUUAAUGCUUCAAGAAGGUGAUCCAGCAUAAGCUUUGUAAACCCAUAUGGAUUAGACACUAAAAUGCAGACUUGCCAGUAAUGCCCAAAUCCUAAGAAUUGAUCUUUUUUUAAAAAAAGUAUUUAUACUGGAAAGGGACAACCAUUAUGAUACUUGAGAUUGUACUUUUUUCCUUUGUUUAAAAAACGUAGUAGGUUCUCAGUAGGACUAGUUUUGACUUUACUCCUUCCCAAGGAUGAAAACUCUAGGCAUCCACAUUUGAAUUGUUUCCCAGUUUGAGGUUCUUUAAAUGGGAGAACAUGGAUUUGCUGUUUGUCCUCAAUUCCUUGUCUUGAGUGCAUUUGAUCUCCCCUCUCCUGUUAUAAAAGUUCCCUGCCUAAAAAUUGUGCUCAAAUUACCUUUUUAAUCUCAAAACCAGUCACUCUUGCUUGGAAGCAUAAACAUUUUUAUCCUCAGUUGUAUUUUUCUUUUAAAUCUGAAAAACCUUGCCCAUACAUAGAAACUUCCCCUUGUACAGUUGUGACUUUUUAAAUUAAUCUAUGGGAUGUAGUCAUCCCUGGCUAGGCCAGCAUUUAUUGCCCGUCUCUUUGCACGUCAGAAGGUGGUGAGUUGCCUCCUUGAACCACUGCAGUCCAUGUGGUGUAUGUACAUCCACAGUGUUGUUAGGUAGGGAGUUGGGAGGAUUUUGAUCCAGCUGUCCAUGUGGAAAUUAGGUGUCUGGACCUGACUGGUAGCAUUGCACUGUACAGUGCAUUUAUAGAGCAUCAGCAUAUUUCACCACUGUGCUACUCACAAAUGAACAUGUUUUUGUAUCUAAUCACUGAACAACAAAUCUGUUUUACGUGGAUCUAUUUCAGGCCAAAUUCAUUGAAAGAUGUAACCCACACAUAGUUAAACCAGACACAUCAAAUGAAGCUUAGUCCGAGGAAGGUAAACACUGAAAUAGGAACAAAAUAUUCCUUUCACUUCACUUUAGCUACACUAGGCACCUAAUUCCCCUCAAUGAAGGUUAUUUAAACUUUGUAUUUUUAAAAAAAAGACAUCUAAAAUGAACCAAUAUUGAGGUACUGAGUUCUUGUGAAGGUUCACAUCUUGUACUGUGAUAUUUUGCCUCUUCAGGGUGAUCAAACUGCCAUAGAGUGCCAGCAAUUUGUUUUCUUAAUGAGCAGCAUUUCUUUCCCUUGCCCAGCCUUUGGUCUUUUUUUUUAAUAAGCUACUAUAGCUGCUCCACAACUUGCCCCAUCCCCACCUUCACUCCACUUUUGAACUUGUCACCAAUACUAAUGAUGUGUAUCUCAUUUCCUUUCCUUCCCCUAAGGGUUAAUUACCUCCAGUUUCAAGUUGACAUGUCAGCGGGGAUGGGUGGGCAAGGGUAGGAGAAACUUAGUACUGGUGAGUGAAAAUUGAGGGAAAUCCUUUGGUACUAAUUAUGUAAGUUGUACUUGUAAGAUGCUGUGAUAAAUAUACACACUGCACUGUACCUACACUAGUGUAACUGGGGCUUUCAACAACAAUUUGUAUCUACCUACUAACUUAUACUGAAUGCCUUGCUAUAAAAGAAGGUCCUGACACUACAGUCUGACUUCCGGAUUAACCAAGUGUGGUGCUGAACUAAGAAAUAUACAACUUUAUUUUGUAACUGAAAACAUGUAAGUUUGUGGACAGUAUUAUCUGUUAAAUACAACAAAAGAACAUUUAGAAAUAUAUGCUGUGCUGUUGAGACCAGUGUUCCGAGGUAGAAUUGCUUGUCAGUGACUGGGAUGAGAGUGUUCUGCUGAUGUGUAUGUUUUGUUCGAUUUAUUUAAGGAUAUAUGUGAUAUGUGAGCUGCAGUUUUCCUUUCUAAACUAGACAGCGCAGACUCUCUCAGGGACAAUAUGUCACAAUGCAGUGUGUUUUUUUUUUAAUUCAAAAACAAGAUAAGAUCCUUAUUGAAUAAAAAGCUUCUGAGGCUUUGAUGCCUACUUAGUUUGACCUUUUUCUGGUUUAUGUUCAUUACAAGGUGACUAAUUUCAGGGUGGCUAAUAAAAGGAUUAUAGUAACUUUUUAAAAAAAAAAUACUUGCUCUCAGGAUGAAGAUUGCUCAUUUUCAAAUAAAGCAGCUUCAUCUAAUGUAACAUUUUAAUUCUCCAUCUUGUGAUAUUUUGAGAAUCCUGAUUUAAGAUAGAUGAAUGGUUUUCCAGUCUGUCAUAUUGCAGUGUAACAACUCCUUUUGUACUUGAACAUUUUAAACAGAGAAGCCUCUAUCUUUUGUUUUACAUUGAUAUGCUUUCAUUCAUUUAAUGCAGAGUUCUGUUUAAUUUGCAAAAUACUUUAAUGUAUCCAGCAACUGUUUCACCUACUUAACAGGAUCAAUCUCUCCAUGAAUUCAUGAUCUUCAUUAGAAUUGAGUCUGAUCCCCAAACUACAUCUCAUUAAGGAGUUAAUGUUUGCUUAAGGAUUGAUCCUUUGUGUAUCACUUUCAAAAAUAUUCUUAGCCUGGACUUUUAAAGCAAUACUUUUCUGGGGGAGUUAAGCUGACAUUCAAAUGGUAUUCCCUGCAGUUCCAUUUUUCUUUCUCUCUCUCUCUCUACACCCCCCCCACCCCCACACCCCAUUACAAUUGUGGUUUUGAAAUGUAGUCUAUUAACUCAAGUAGUUGGAUUAUUCAAGUUUUAAAAGCAAAAAAAAAACUUAAUUUCAGAAGCAGACUAAUUUCAAAAUCUGAGAAUGUUACAGCAUUGAAAUGGUACAUUUUAAUCCAUCACAUCUGUGCUAGUAUUUUCUCCAGAUGGGUUACCUAGUUUAAUCCUAUGCUCUUGUUUGCUUUCCAUAUCUUCUUAGAAUAUUUUCAAAAGGAAAUUUCCUUUGUGUAAUAUUCUUCCACUUUCCCCUCCCCCUGCCCACAUAUUGAUAUUGCACAGCUAUAGUAUUAAAAUAUAAAAGGUUGCACUUGUUUCAUAAGCACCACCUGCUGGACAUUCAACACUAUUGCCAGAUUCCAAUUCAAGUGUAUUCGGGUGAAACAUGGUACUGAAGGGUGGUGUCUUUUUAAAUUUUGUAGUUCUAUACAUCAUUCUGCAUAUUUUACUGAGCAGCUAUAGUCAUCCGGCCACAUUUUUUGUAAUAACACAAGGUUCCUUGCUCUAAUUACAAUACACUGUAUAGUGGUAGAGUGUGUGUGUGUGUGUUACCAGAUAUAAAAUAUAUUUAAAAAUAGUUAUAUGGCUUGUAUUCAUCAGUAACUUACCUCUCAUUAUGUAUUAAAUUGACUGUGUAUGUGCCUUCCACUUGGGGAUGGUGUGAUGGGUUUUUAAAUUGUGUAUGUAUAUAAUAUUUAAAAAAAAAUGGAGACUUGAGUGGUAACAGUAAAGUCCUAUGCAAAAAAAGGCAGCUUGUUUUUCUUUUGGUCUUUCAUAACUGUUUUCAAUUACUGGAAGUAUGAAAUGUAUAACUGGAUUAUGGGUGGAAAUAGUGCUUCAAAAUUAAUACUGUCAUAGCCAAUUGAUGAUGACUGUGGGAAUUUCAUUAUUUUCAUAAAAUUCACUUUUUCCAAA
Molecule: messenger RNA, 7138 nt
Organism: Carcharodon carcharias (great white shark)
Lineage: Eukaryota; Metazoa; Chordata; Chondrichthyes; Lamniformes; Lamnidae
Gene: tp53inp2b
Product: tumor protein p53-inducible nuclear protein 2
Exons: 4
Coding region: 954-1670 (238 amino acids)
Biological process (GO): autophagosome assembly; positive regulation of DNA-templated transcription
Cellular component (GO): autophagosome; nucleus
Source: RefSeq, a predicted model, not a curated record